Molecule: messenger RNA, 285 nt
Organism: Anastrepha obliqua
Lineage: Eukaryota; Metazoa; Arthropoda; Insecta; Diptera; Tephritidae
Exons: 2
Coding region: 1-285 (94 amino acids)
Source: RefSeq, a predicted model, not a curated record
AUGCUUUCACUUUUCAUCAUCAUUGCGAUGUUGUUUGCUUUCUCUGGCGGCUAUCCUUCCGAGGAGAAAUUAAAAAUUCGCAUACAUGUACCCGUCAAGCACCAUACACACGUACACACCAAAACCAUCAUAAAGAAAGUGCCGCUGCCAAUACCGGUGCCGGUAAAGGAACCCGAGCCGAUGAAAGAGCAUCAUCAUCAUUACUAUGAAGAGGAGAUGGAGGACGAAAGUGAAGGUUAUGAUUAUCCGAAGAAAAAGCGAAAAACACGGCAUCCCUUUAUGUGA